Conger conger (European conger) is the source of this 453-nucleotide messenger RNA. RefSeq names its product kinocilin (gene kncn). The transcript has 5 exons. The record is from RefSeq and is a predicted model, not a curated record. Bases 1 to 453 code for a protein of 150 amino acids. Lineage: Eukaryota; Metazoa; Chordata; Actinopteri; Anguilliformes; Congridae.
AUGAACCCUGUCAGCGCCGGGGAGUUCCACGGGCUGCGGGUGGUCUCCGCUCUGGUCAGCAUCGUGGCGGGGUGCAUCAUCAUCGGGGUGUUCAACGACUGUGAUGCGGACGCCGUGGGGGGCAUCUUCCUAGGGGCUGGAGGCCUGGGUCUCGUCAUCUCGGUCUACCCCUUCAUACAAACCUGGCUCAACUUCCACCACUUCCUGCCCACUCUAGGGAACCUGCGGAUCCACCCCGCGCCCGUGAACCCCACCAUGGAGCUGCCUGCAGAGGCCCUGCGAAGGGAAGCCACACAGAGCCAGCUGAACCUGGAGCGCACCAAGAGCAGAAUGGGCGCCCUUCCGGACAUGCCCACGGCCGAGCCGUCUGUGGAGGAGGGGCCUUCUUCCGACGUCCCUGACAUCAUUGCUCAGCGGAAGCCCAAGCAGUCCUCGGAUAUCGACGUGUCGUGA